This is a messenger RNA of Letharia columbiana, 897 nucleotides long. RefSeq lists its product as uncharacterized. Lineage: Eukaryota; Fungi; Ascomycota; Lecanoromycetes; Lecanorales; Parmeliaceae. Gene Ontology annotation, biological process: uroporphyrinogen III biosynthetic process. The transcript has 2 exons. The record is from RefSeq and is a predicted model, not a curated record. The coding region runs from base 1 to 897 and encodes 298 amino acids. Gene Ontology annotation, molecular function: uroporphyrinogen-III synthase activity.
AUGUCCACGACUGCCAACUCUCCCAAUCCACCAAUACCGAUCCUCCUCCUCAAAUCCCCCUCCCCCACCCCCCGCCUCCGACGCCUACACCCUCCACCUAACCCCGCCCUUCCACCCAACCUUCGUCCCCAUCCCAACCCGUUCCCCUACGGUGCUUUGAUAUUCACAUCCCAGCGCUCCGUCGCUGCGUUCGCUUCCGCGCUGAAUGCGCCGCAGGUGGUGAAGAUUAGGGAGGAGGUGGCGGACGGGCUGGGUGGCGGUGGAGUACGAUUGUAUGUGGUGGGGCCGGCGACGGGGAGGGCGUUGAGGGCGGUGCGGGAUGAGAGGUGUGCUGGGUGUGGGAUUCAUGGGGGUGAGGAGGCGGGGAGCGGGGAGGUGCUUGCUAGAAUUAUGUUGGGGGAAGGGGAGGGGAAAGGGGCGUAUAGUUUGCGAGAGAGGGAAGGGCAAAGCAUGAAACCGGCACUGUUCCUGGUGGGGGAGAAGAGGAGGGAUAUCAUACCGCGCAUGCUUAUGGAUCCGAAACUGCCAGAAGGGGAAAGGAUACAGGUUGACGAGAUGGAGGUUUAUAAAACCGGCGAACUGGAAGAAUUCGAGUUCCAUUUCACGCAAACGCUAACCCGAACGGAACCCGAGACGGUCAGGUGGGUCGUGGUGUUCUCGCCCACGGCCGGGGAAGGCAUGUUGAGAGGUCUCGGAUGGCUUGACAAGGCGAGUGAGAGGGUCAAGGCCUGUAUAGGGGACCCGGGCAGGAGGACGUUCGUGGCCUGUAUCGGACCGACGACGAGGAACUAUCUGGUCCAGGAGUUUGGGUUUGAACCUGAUGUGAUUGCUCAAAAGCCGAGUCCGCAAGGUGUGAAGGAGGGGAUUGAAAGCUUCAUGAAGGAGAGGGCGCCAUGA